CAGCGGCGGCCCAACAUAAGCUUACAACUCAACAACAACCAGUCAGGGGGGGACAACAAGUUUUGGCGGUUAAAUGCAAUGAAUUCGUUGUGUUUGAGUUGCCGCUACCGCGGCCUGUCGACAACCGCGACGUCAUUGCUCCGUUGUGCUUCGCCGCUUUUGCUCCAUCCUAUUCAACCAUCAAACACGUCUCACAGUUGUUCCGUUCGACUUCCACACGACGUCAAAGACAUUGUCGCGGAGUUUAUUUCCAAGACUAGAUCAAACAUGGCCGUCAACGAAUAUUGCAAUCGGCCGUACACGGUGUUUGUCGAGGGAAAUGUGGGUAGUGGAAAAACUACGUUUUUGGAACAAUUCGCCGACUGUUCGAAUGUGUACCUCGCUAAGGAACCUGUGCACAAGUGGCAGGACGUGCAAGGCCACAACUUUUUGGGACUGAUGUACAAGGACCCGAAGCGAUGGAGCUUCGCAUUCCAGUCGAUUGUGCAGAGAACCAUGUUGGAACUGCAUCAGGCCAGGCCGGAACGUCCUGGUCAAAACAUCAAGAUAAUGGAACGAUCCAUAUACAGUGCCCGAAACAUAUUUGUUGAAAACUUAUACAAAGACAAACUUAUGGCAGCUCCUGAGUAUUCCGUGUUAGAUGCAUGGUAUAAGUGGCUAAUAGAAAAUGUUAAAAUUGAAUCUGACCUCAUAAUUUAUCUGAGAACUGAUCCUGAAAUUGCUUACCAAAGGAUUAAAACUAGGAAUAGGUUUGAAGAAAAAGAUGUUUCAUUUGAAUACAUAGAACAUUUACAUGAAUUACAUGACAAGUGGUUAAAUGUACAUAAUACUAACAUACCAAAAAAUAUACCUGUAGUGAUUGUUGACGCUAAUCAAAGUAUGGAUUUAGUUAGGAAACAAUUUAAAGGUAUUAGAGAUCUAAUAACUAAAAAUGCUUCAGCACUUGUAGAGUCAAAGACGAUUCCUACAAUUUCUGAAAUUGGUAAAAAUAUAAAAGACAUUCAACACAUCUCAUCUAAUUGUAAAUUGAUAUCAGACUCUGCUAUCGUUCCAGCUCAAAGAGUCUAAUUUAAACAUUCUUUACUUUGUCAGCUUUAGAUGUAAGACAUAUAUAUUUUUUACUUUCAAUUUAUACUUAUAUUUACAUAAUAUUGAAUUAAAGGACAUGGGUUACUUGAAAUUUCCUACAUAACUUUUAAUUAUAUAUAAUAUAAUACAUAUUGCA
Molecule: messenger RNA, 1225 nt
Organism: Melanaphis sacchari
Lineage: Eukaryota; Metazoa; Arthropoda; Insecta; Hemiptera; Aphididae
Product: deoxynucleoside kinase-like
Exons: 5
Cellular component (GO): cytoplasm; mitochondrion
Molecular function (GO): deoxynucleoside kinase activity
Source: RefSeq, a predicted model, not a curated record